Trifolium pratense (red clover) is the source of this 1315-nucleotide messenger RNA. RefSeq names its product mediator of RNA polymerase II transcription subunit 9-like. The record is from RefSeq and is a predicted model, not a curated record. Gene Ontology annotation, cellular component: mediator complex. The transcript has 6 exons. NCBI's taxonomy places the organism in Eukaryota, Viridiplantae, Streptophyta, Magnoliopsida, Fabales, Fabaceae. The coding region runs from base 174 to 737 and encodes 187 amino acids.
AAGGCCAGAGCGGCGCAAUACAUUUGGUAUAUCGCGCCACAGCCCACUCUCUGGUAACCGACCCCUCACUGUUUGUGUUGAAUUGAAUCCCAAACAAGUGUCAAUCUCACCGCCGUGCCUCACUCUCUGAUCUGAUCGCGGUGACAAUUCUAAGAGGAAGGAACCAAAGAGCAAUGGAUCAUUACUCUUCUCCCGGAGGAACCUGGACAAUGAUCCCAACCCCCAAUUCCAAUUCCCAAAUCCAAUCUCAAUCCAAUCAGGACCUUUAUCUUCAACAACAACAACAAUUUCUUCAUCAACAAUCUUUUCAGCAACCACAAACACCCAAUUCUCAAUUUCAACAACAGCAACUUUAUCAACAACAACAACAGCAGCAGCAGCAGCAGCUUAUUCUACAACAGCAACAACAACAACCCCAACAACAGCAGCAGCAGAAUCUUCACCAAUCACUCGCUUCUCACUUCCAUCUCUUAAAUUUGGUGGAAAAUUUGGCUGAGCUUGUUGAACAUGGAAACCCGGAUCAGCAAUCAGAUACAUUGAUUGCUGAAUUGAGCAACCAUUUUGAUAAGUGUCAGCAGCUGUUAAACUCAAUCUCUGCUUCUAUUAGCACCAAGGCCAUGACCGUUGAGGGACAGAAGAAGAAGCUAGAGGAAAGCGAGCAAUUGCUAAAUCAGCGAAGAGAUUUGAUAGCCAAUUACUCAAAAUCUGUAGAGGAGCUUGUCGGGUCUGAGCCAUAAGAGUCUGUCAUUCUUUUCAGACAGAUAAAUCAACAGGAAAUCUUGUAUCAGAGACUUAGCUAGAGAUGAGCUUAAUCAAUAAAGGAUUGCACAUCCAGAGUCCAGAGACAUCCAGAGUCCACAUUAAAUCCGAAUUGUACAUCUGCGUUUUGGUUGGAGAUGAGAUCAUGAUUUCCAAAUAUUUUAAGCAAUUAAACAAUUCAUGAUUGAUCUUUAAAUCCCCUUAAACUGGUUUCGUGUAUCCACUAAUGAGCUAUUGGAUACAAUAGAAGUGGAACAAAGUUCUUAAGUUUUGUAUAAUAGUCCUUUUUAUUAAAAUUUCAAACCACAAAAUAUGUGGAGCUCGCCGCCAUAAAAUGAGUGUACUAUAUAAUUUUUUUUUUCUUUUACUUUCAUUGAGUUUUGCUGUGUAAGUUGAACUUGCACCUUUUUCUGACCUAGUUUUUGAUCAUACGUUGCAGAUCUUGCUGAGGAAAUAUAGACUUUAAACUUCUCAGUUCUUAGAGAAUCUCUUUGGAUUUUUUUAUUUUUAUUUUUCUGUUACCUUUGACAUUUAUUAACAUUUGGCAGUACAUAUU